Lymnaea stagnalis (great pond snail) is the source of this 13955-nucleotide messenger RNA. The record is from the annotation of a GenBank genome assembly. NCBI's taxonomy places the organism in Eukaryota, Metazoa, Mollusca, Gastropoda, Lymnaeidae.
CUCAGUCUUAUAUACAAGUGAACCUGGACAUUCACGUGAAUUGAAACAAACAAGAGCUCAGUCUUAUAUACAAGUGAACCUGGACAUUCACGUGAAUUGAAACAAACAAGAGCUCAGUUUUAUGCAGGAAAUAAAACUAAUUUAAAAGUUUACGUGAGAAAAGAAAACAUCACAAAACUUGAUGUAGAUAUUAUUGUGAAUGCAGCAAAUCGACAUCUACGGCAUGGCGGCGGCGUGGCUAAGGCAAUUGCUUCAGCAGCUGGCCAUUCAUUAAAAAAUGAGUGCAAUUCUCAUAUUAAUACUAAUGGACCUCUCGAAGUCACUGAUGUAUUUGUGUCGAGUGGUGGGCUGCUGAAAGUAAAAUAUGUGAUGCAUGCAGUGGGACCAAGAUGGGUUGAUUAUCCAGAUAAAGACAGAUGUUUAACAGAACUGCGUAGAACUGUGGUCAGAUGUCUGGUUGAAGCAUCGAGGCUAAAGAAAGUAUCCAUAGCCAUGCCAUCGAUCAGUGCUGGUAAGCAUUUCCUAUUUUGAUACACCGUAGACAUUUUAAGAUUUUAAAGUUUUAUUAAAAUAGAAAGGUCAUUGGGUAAAUUUAGAAGAAAAAAAUUUGAAUUUAAAAUCCAAAAUGUUCUUGUGUCUUUGAAGGUUUUCAAAUGAAUUCAACCAGUUCUAAUUAUGUAUUCUUUGUGUACAUUUCUGAAUUGUAGAAACCGUUCAAAGUCCUUUUUAUUUAACUGAACAUUUUUUUUUAUUCUAACAGUUGAUAAAUACAAUAUUUCUUAAAUUAUAAAUGAAGUUUCAAUUUUUUAAUAUUUUUUUUUUUUGCAUCAAGAAAUUUAAUAAACAAAUUUCCAAAUUAUUUUCAUUUAGUUUUACUAUUAUUCAUAUUCUUAACAGCAAUUUUUAAAGUACCCAAAGAAUUAUGUGCUCACUGCUACAUGGAAGCUGUCAAAAGCUUUGAUGACUUUGCUGAUAAGUUGGGUGUUGUCCCUGUCAAGGACGUUUGGUUUGUUGAUGUUGAUGAAGAUAUGGUGAAUAUCAUACAAAAGAAGUUCGAAAAAGAAUGGCACAAACCAGUGGAUGAGAAGAUUGCUCAUGAAGAUUUCAAAUUAGCCCAGCUGCACAUGUCCAAAAAUAGUGAUGAUAAAUUUGAUGGCUCUGCUAUUGAAAAGAAAGAUCAACGGAAAUUAUCCCAUGGGACGAAGUUACUUGAUGAAAGCAAUGCACUGUUUGCCCAAGAAGAUGUGUCGACUUCAAAAAGCUAUCAAGUUAAUUCAAUACACAUUAGUAUUGUUACAAAACCAGCCACUGUUUAUAGAUCAACAAUUGUGGUGGUUGGAGAAUUAUUUGAUGAAUUAAGUGGGCUACAUGAAUUCAAUGUUAAAGAUUUAGCUAAACCUAUUCAUGAUUUACCAAUGCAAAAGGGAGAGUUUCAAUAUCUAUCACUUUCAAAACCUGAUGGAAGUCGGUCAACCUUGAUAUGUCAAUUGCAUCCAAACCCGGACAGCCCAGAUAAUGUUACCAAAGCUUUUGGGAACUUGGAUAAUGCCAAAGAAAUCCACAAGUCAGACACAGUUGUCUUUACAAGUGCAAUCUUUUAUGCCAGUAAGUGAAUUUUAUUACUUAUUUUUGAAUUGAAGUCUUACUAGCAACAUCAGAAAUAACAUACACUUUUCCACAGAUCGAGCUUUUUAAAACUAUUAUCGUGAGUGGGAUAAAUCCCUCUUCUUUAGCUACUGUGACCUUGUGUUAGACAUAACCAAUAGCAAAGAAGAUAAGCAGAUGCUAGUACAUACAAUUUUAUUUCGGCUUUCCCAGGACAUAAUUGUUUUGCAUUCCCAUCAUCUAAGCAUCUUUUAAUUUUAUUUCACAAACAUAAAACCAGGCUGUUUACCUCCAGCUCUUAAGAUUUUGCGCAAAAACUUCAACUCAAUAAAAUUUCAAUGAUCCUAGCAAUCUGUUUUUUUUUUAAAUGUGACCAAUCGUCUUAUGUUUAGCAUGAAGGUAAUAAUGACCACUAUAGGAUAUACCCACUAGAUACAGACGUGUAUGAAAAACUUAACUAGUAUAAUUAGUUAUGUCCAUAACAUCCAUAUAUUAUUUAGCCACUGAGGGAAAAGGGGGUUGUUAAUUAGGGAUAUUUUGAUACGGCUGCGUAUAGUGCACGGGGUGGGGGUUUCAGCAAAAUUCAUUACUUUAUUUAUGCUAAAAUAUUCUGCAAUAAACAUGCAGAAAUUCUGACAGACUAUAAAUAAAGCCGUCACCAAAAACAUCCAUGUCAUCUGUCAUAGUUUCCAAGGAUUAAAAAAUAUCACCCCCCCCCACAAGCCUCGUAAUUAGCGACAUAGUGUUGCUUUGCGCUUUCUCCAAGAUAGCCUCAUGGCCUCACAAGAUAUGGCAACAUUAAUAUUACAAUUUUAAGCCAUAGUUUGUUUUUGCAGAUUGGAGUUGGAGGGAGGGGGGGAUUCUCAUUUUUUUGUAAGUAUGGAGGAUAACAGGAUACUUUCUGAGGGAAACUUGAGACCCACAACCAAUGGGCACUCUCUACAAUCAACCCUUCAGUAUGUUACAUGUGUUGGAUGAAAUAGCACUGCUAGGGAAAAGUAGUAAAGAUUUAUUAAAAGCCCUUAUUGAAUUAGAAGAUGCAUCACUACAAGCAGGGCUGGAAGUUAACAACCAAAAACAAAAAAUACUUGACUAUGAUAAGAGAAGAACAGACAGAAGAAGAAACCAGACUUUUGAAAAAGUAAAUCAAUUCAAAUACCUAGGAUCUUUAUUAAAUGAAUGAAAGAAACGAAUAUCAGCCGGAAACGGGGAAUACUUCAGUAGUCAGAAAAUACUCAAAAGUAAAAAAUACAUUACAAGAGAAAGAAAGAAAACUAUUUAUGGAACUCUCAUCAGACCAGUUGUAACAUAUGCAAGUGAAACGUUGACCCUAACAAAAACGGCAGAAAACCUAUUAAACACAAGGGAGAGAAAAGUUCUCCGGAAAAUAUAUGGACCAACAAAGGAUGAAUAUGGAUGGAGAAAUGCGAACCAACCAUGAAUCCAACACUACAAGCAGAAGGCAGAAAUAAAAUGGGUGGGCUACGCUGAACAGGACAUUUAGAAAGAAUGCCAAAUGACAGGGGAGUGAAGAGGGUGCACCACCAAAACCUCAGAGGAAAACAGUUCAAAGGCAGACCUAGGCUUAGAUGGAUGGAUGAUGGGGACAAAGAUCUACAACUGCUUGGAAUCCAAACAUGGAAAAAAAUGCAUCAGUUCGGUCUGAGUGGAAGGAAAUAGAGAAGCAUGCCAAAGCCCUGCAUGGGCUGUAGCGCCACAGGGCUGGAUUGAUCAGUUGGGGGUGGGGGGGGGUAGUGACAAUUUGACUCUAUGAGUACUUGGUCACAUAAAUGAGUGAAUAUUAAUUGAAUUUUUCUCAAAGUUGGUGUCAGUGAACGUAAUUUUGACAUUUAAAUCAUGAAGGGGGCAACAUCAUUUAUUUAAUUAGUAUGAAAUCUUUAAAUUAUUUUCUUUAAUGGAUUUAUAUAAGGAUCAAUGAACACCAUUCAAAUUUGUUUUCAUUAUCGUUUUCAGAAUCCCAACAAGGACAAAAUAGUACAAAAAUUAUUUCCAGAAUUGCAUUUAAGCUUUUCGAUUUUGCUGCUGCAAUCUCUAGUACUGAUUCAGCAAUAAAGUCCAUUUUAAUUGCGACUGGUGCAGAUUACAUUCCACAAGUCAUCAAGAUAUUUGAGGAAAGGAGAGCAUCAACAACUCCACCAGGGCGAACAUCAAGAGGUUGGUUGAAUUUUAUUUUGAUGCACACAAAAGAUGUGAGCUAAAUAUUUUAAUUUUAUCGAACUCCAAAACAAAUAAAUAAAUACAUGAACACAACUAAAAUAACCAUUGCGGUAUAUGAUAAAUUUAUGAAAGUGGACACAUGAAACGCAGACACGAAGAAUGACAACAGAAGGCACCUGAUGCAAAAUGAAAAUUCUUGAAAAAAGUUUAAGCAAAACUUACAAAUGGUUCAAUUUUUCUUUUAAAGUUUAUAUGUGCUGUGAAAUAUCAGUAUGCGCCAAAAGUAAUAGUAUUGAAACUCUUGCAUCUUGAACACGUAUAAACGUCUAUGUUUUGUCAACGGCGUUUAUGAACCAGCAUAGUAGGCCUAUUGAAAAAGAUGAUAUAUUGGACAGUUGCUAAUGGGAAAUGGAUAGCUAACCAGAGGAAGAGGUAUUCACAGUUGACCAUUAUUUUCGUUCAUAUAUUCACGUGAUGAUGAAGUUGGACAAGUUUGAAACAAGUCAGCUUACACUUUUAUAAUGUGGCAAACAAACCUGUCAUUUUUGCCCCCUGCUAAUUCAGACUUACCGCCCCGAUUAAACUUAACAGUGUAAACAAAAUCUGAAAUUUUCUUAAAACUCAGGGUUUACCCUCGGUGUGUGUGAGAGAGAUAACAAAUGCUUUUUGUCUGUGACUGAGCAAGACAGGGCGAGCUGUAGGAAUGUGCGAACUAAAUGUGGAUUCUGUCCUAGGCAUUGUCUGGUGAAGCUAUCUGGUGGUUUUCGGAGAGUGUGCCCUAUCCAACCCCAUCUUCUCUUUUUGAUGUAUUCAUCAAUGGUCACCUUUAAUGUCUUUUAUGGUAGAUCUUUGUUGGUGAUGGUAUUUGAUAUUCAGGAUCUUUCUAAGGUAUGUGUUUACGAAGGUCUGUACUUUCUGCUUAACGCUCGCUGUUGUUUUCCAAGUUUCUGUUCCAUAUAGUAGGACUGUUUUGACAUUAGUGUUAAAGAUUCUGAUUUUGGUUUGCAGUUUCAGCUCCUUCGACUCCCAUAUAUUCUUUAAUAGCACAAUAAAUGCUGAUUUAUCUUUUCCAAUUCUAGCCCUUACAUCCACGUCGGAUCCCCCAUUUAUGUCGAUGGUACUGCUUAAGUAUGUGAAGGACUCCACUUCCUCCAUGGCAGUGCCUUUCAUGCCAGAGAGAUAUGCUCUUGGUUGGCUGAGUUUACCUUCAUGAUCGUUGUAUUGCUUUUAUUUAUAUUGAGUCAGAGCUGUGCUGAAAUGGUAGCUACGUCUUUUGACUUUUCCUGCAAUUGUUGCUGGUUGUGGGACAGAAAUACAAUGUCAUCUGCAAAGCCUAGGUCAAUCAGUUGUUCCCAGAGUGUCCACUGUAUCCCAUUCCUCUUUUUGUCUGUGGACAUUUUCAUUAUCCCGUCAAUGGCAUGGAUGAAUAGGAAGGGGGACAAGUGUCCACUUUAAAGACAUCUGUGACACUUCGUGGACACCCUGCAUCUCAUUUAUUUAUUAGAACUCUGAAUAAUCCUGACUAGUUUCCCCGGUACUCCAUAAUGGUGAAGAAGUUUCCACAAGGUUUGUCGGUCCAGGCUAUCAAAGGCCUUUUUGAAGUCUAUAAAAUGUAUAUAUAAGGGGAGUUCCAUUUUACAGACAACUUUAUAUUUUUCCAUUUAUGUUCUACUUGGUCAUCAGACCAUGGACUUUGUACAUUAUGUGUGGGCCACGCCAGUCAAAGGUUUUGAAAAUUUAAUCUGUUUUAAGAUUUGGCUCGUACAUUGAACAAUACGCAACAAAGGACUGAAAACUAGUAUUCAAGGAUAAAGAUACUAACAAUUUUCAAGUUAAGUUUACCGUUAAAAUUCUAUAAAAAUACAAAAUCAAAAUUACAGGAAAACAACAACAACUAGAUCUAUAUCAAUUUAUAGCAGGGCAAGUGAAAAGGUGCAAUCCUCGAAAAAUAAAAAUAUUAAUUGACACAGAUACAUAAAAAGUACAAUCUUGUAAGUACGUCUCGCAGUGUCUAGGAAAAUAGCAAAUAACUCUCCUGGUUAGGAAAACAAAACUACCGGCUUAUACAUAGAUAUAUAUGGGGAUUAAAUCAGAAGCAUCUAGAAAAGAAAUUGUAGAAAUUGCAUCAACUGCUAGCAUUCCUUAGAGCAGUUGCGGAUUUUCACAAAACGGUUAACGAAUUUUUAAAACCAUGGUUAAAAAAUACAGAAAUUAUAUAUUUUUUUAAUAAACAUAUGCGUUUGCUGGAAGUGGGUCACUUAGCCAUCCGAAUAUUUAGCCAGUCAGCCAAGAACAAAAACGAAGUUAAUAUAAAGGUCCCCUCACCUACACAUGCACGUAUAAAUCACUAAUGUCAUAAUGUAUCGAUCACAUUCAAACAUGCUCGCAAAUUAUUAAAAAGGGGACAUGUACUUCCUGUAAAAAUAACAUUAAAUCAUACACAUUAGUAUACGAAUAAUAAUGAAACAAUUACACAUAAGCAAUGAAUUUAAUACUAGAUUGGUUACAAUUUCCAAACAGUUAUUAUAGUUGAGAUGUAAUGGCAUUUAUAUUCUGCUAUACUAAGGUGCUUUCCUAAACAUCUUUCCUGGCGAAAUAGCGUAUCACAUCAUCAAAAGCAAUCGUCUUUGUAAGAUCACUCAAUACUGAGUCUUGCCAAAUCUACCGGUCGCCCCGAGACACAGUCGUUCUUGGAUACUUUUUUUUAUCAACUUUAGUUUGCUGAAUGAGGGCUCUGCACAGGUGACAAUGGCAGGAAUCUUUAAUAAGCUAUUUGAGCCAGACACAUAAUUUAUUUGGAAAUAGUCCUUCUCGCUCUUAUCUUGUCAAUCAAUUCAUUAGCUCCUUUGAACUAAGUUGGCGCAAACAGCAACGUUUGCUUGAUAAACAGAUGGUAAAUGACUUGUCUCCAUUACAAGAUCUUCCGGUAUAUUGAUCUGCUGGUGAUUUUGAUUUUAUUUUCAGUUCAUCUUGGGGAAUUGCAUGGUGCCUCCAUAGGGAGCUAAAUUUCUUAGAAAUGUUCACUACAGCAGUAAAAAAAAACAUAACAUUAUCCAGUAUUACAUAAAAAAACUUUCUGAAUAUGCUUUCUCGUGAGAUUCAUCCAUUUCAUCUUUUUUAAAAAAUUAUGCUUUUUAUGUAGCACUACACCAUUUAGCCUUAUUUAUUUUGCAUUUGGCACCCCCCCCCUCGAGUUCCAGAAAGUUUCAUUUCUAUGCACGAUUUAGAAGUAAUAUGCACAUCUUCGCUUCGCAUACUUUCCAGUUUUUCCGAAAAAUUGUCAGUUCUGAAAUCAAGCUUUUUAAGUUUCACACUUCGACAUCAAGCGUUGUAUUUCUUGACUCAAUAACCAUGCUUAAGAUAUCACCAUGAACUAUUCCUCUGUACGAUACAACAUACAUUGUCACACUAAGGAAGAAUAAGACAAAAUUUAUUAAUGCCUGUUAUUGUUUGGGCAGUUAGAUUAAAGCUCAAAAAGGUUUUCUAAUGCGAAUUCGAUACCUGGCAGGUGGUCUACAAACGGCGUUAUAGCCUCAAAACAGUCUGACAAUCAGCACUUCUAUUGCUGCCCACAGAUACUACUUACCAGCUGAGUGCUAUUUCUUAUUUUUAUUUUUAAACCGUUUUUUUCUGUUGUUUUGUUCGCUGACGAAGGCUUUCUGCCGACACGUUCGCUGUUUUGUUGCGUUUACUUUUUCAGGUUUAACCCUACUCUGUUUUACUCAUUUUAUUUUGCAAGUUUUUUCCAUCGCUUUGGACUUAAACUAAAAAAUGUGUAAACCGUUCAUUUACUGUUCCAAAGUUUGUUAUAGCUUCAUUAAUGCAUUCUGAAGCAUCAUUUACAACAUAAAUUAAAUGUGCUAGACUCUCGUGGUGAACAUAAAGCUGUUUCACAUUGCUCAAGUAUUCUUGCUUGCACACCUUUAUAUUUUCCUCCCAUGUUGGUAGCAUUGUCAUAACCCUGUGCAAAACGAUCUGCCAGUGGAAUAUCGUUUUUUCCCCCAAUGUUUCUACUAUCGUAUGUGCCAUGUCAUAUCCUGUUUUAUGCCUUGUGUCCACUAACUGAGAAAAUCUUUCUACAAUUUCAUACUGGUUUUCAUAUGCUAUAAUGUAACGCAAAAUAAAUGGUUUUGUUCAACAUAGGAUGAAUCCAGCGUGGAGCCCACAGCAACAGAAAAGUACUUGGCAGUUUUUAUGUCCUUCAAAUGUGUUUCUCUAGAAGUGAAUAACAUACAGCAUAUUAACUCGUUUUGGGAAUCGGCACUGAGAUAAUGUACCUGAAACCGUUCUCCUUUUUCUUGUGGGUCUUUAAUUUGCAACACUUGUUUUUUGUUGUUGUUUUUUUUAGAAUUAGAUCCCAAUGAGACAAAAACUCAUUCCCAGAAAAUUUUCCAAAUAUCAUUUUCAUGAAUGCGCCGGGAACUGCCAUGCAAAUCAGGUCCCCCUUUCACCAAGGAAUACUAUAUCAAUUAUUCGUUUCCUAAUGUUGUUCACCUUGACCAGAUUCUGUUUCAUGUGAUGCCUCGAAUAGAUUGUAAAUGCCUUUGUUUUGCCAGAUGACAUGCGUCUUUGUAGUUCUCGCUAAGCCAGAUAGCACUGCCUAUGACUGUUGCUUCUCUCAUUUUCUGGGAUGCAAAUACAUAUGUGUCGCCACUUUUUAGCUUCUGACCAUCCUUCUUUUGUUACAAGCAUAAGCUUAGAUGCUGAGCUAAUGCUACAACAGAUCUUAUUCGAAAAUAAUCGUCAACGAAAAAAAAAAUGCGUUCUUUAUCUUCACUCCAGACAAGCCGAUCUCAUUCAUGUUUGUACCAUUUAAACUUCGAAAUGUUAGAAUACUUUAGGAACCAGUAUGACCUGUAAUAUUAAAGCUGUAUAUGUUAAACAAGGCUGCAAGGCGGUUUGGCAAUACAAACAAAGUAUAGAGUAUGAAAUACUUAUGCAAUAUUUUGUUUUUCUUCUUUUGAAACAAUUAAUUUGGUUUUGUAAAAAAAAAAAAAAAGAAAUACUUUCCCCUUCGUGACCCCCUUUUAGUUCCAGUGGCCCCGGUUGUACCUCUUUCUCCUCAGGCCUGGUUGUAUUCAUGUGUCACAUCUUUCUGCCGGCUAUCAUUCUUAGUAGAAAGAGAGCUGUAUAUUUUUAUGAGAUUGAAACGACCUUGUGACGGACAGAAGGCCGUAUCGAAAUAUUUUAAAUUCCAUACUGUUUUAAACUUAGUUGUAGUUUGUUUAAAAGCGUUCGUAUGCUGUUAUUUUUUUCCCCCUCGUUGAGCCCGAUUGCUCGAUCCACCAAUGUUGAUAGAUGAUGGUGGACCAAAGUUUUUAGACAUUGGUGUCAAGCAAUUGAAAGUUUUCAUCCUUUUGUUGAUCAUGGACCAGCAGCCGGUAAUCAAGGAACAUUAGGUGGUUAUCCAGCAACAUCAGGUGGCUAUGCAGGAACAUCAGGUGGCUAUCCAGCUACUUCAGGUGGCUAUCCAGCAACAUCAUGCAGUUAUCCACAAAAAAACUGUGGGUUCUCCAACAGUAGCAGGCGGCUAUCAAAAUUCAUCAAGUGGCCAUGCAGCAAAGACAAGUGUUAUCAAAGAUAAAGUGUAUGCUAAUAAAGUGACUCCAGGACAGAUGUUAAUCCUCAGUAAAAAUUUGAAUAGAAUGUCGACAUCUUUUAUGUUAAGUUUCUGCAUAUACAUGUUAUAAUCUAAAAUCCAUAUCUUAUCAAGAGUGAUGUAAUACAAGAAAUACAAGGUGACACUUUAAAAAAAAAAAGUUAAAUAGAAAUGAAGCACGAUAAAUGUGUAACACGUUUUUUUCUUCUUCUGCAUUGCAGCUCUGGACUCUCCUGUGGACUCACAGGACCGCUGCUCUCUGUGUUCUGAAAGUAUAAAUAUUGAAUCACUGAAAUGCUGCCGGGAAUUGAUAUGUUCUGCUUGCUUAGGCAAACUUUCAAUUUGCCCCUUUUGUAGAGUUCCCGUUAAAAUUCUAAUAGGCAAGCAGCCUACAAAUGGAGGCAUGAGCUGCUCUUCUUCCCAAUUAGAUGUGCAUGGCUAUGAGAGGAAAGGAAGUUUGGAAAUUAACUAUUACUUUCCUGCUGGAAUCCAAGCAGUAAGAUUCCUUUCAUCGUAUAUAACGUUUUUUGUGUGUGUUCCUGUUAGGAGCUUUCAUUAUUUACUGACGCAAGUAAAGUCAAACUUGCAUACCCCCUUCCUACAUGUUGCAGCUGUUAAGUUUUGGACACCUCUCAUGCUUAUAUACGAAUUUGAAUUUUCACCCCUACCCCCCCCCAAACCCCCCCAACCCCCCAAAAAAACAACAACAACCAAAACAACAACAAACAAAGCCACAUGCUUUUGUGACGGCACAUGGCAAGCAGACCAAGUCGUCGUCGUCAUUAUUUUCAUUUCACCCCCACCCCCCCCCCAAACCCCCCCAACCCCCCAAAAAAACAACAACAACCAAAACAACAACAAACAAAGCCACAUGCUUUUGUGACGGCACAUGGCAAGCAGACCAAGUCGUCGUCGUCAUUAUUUUCUCUGGUGUCUGUUUAAAGUGGCCAAGUACUUCCCUUACUGCGCCAACGCGCCCUGGGAGGCAGCGGCUUCCUCGGUGGGGCGUCGCAAAAUAUUACCCAAUUUUCACAAUGUUCAUUUCAAUACGAUGUGACAGAUUGCGAAUUCUAGCAGAACUGGGGCAAUAAAGAAAAUCACUUGAAUAAAUUAGUGUUUUCUUAAGAGACUCCUACACAUGGUUACUAAAUGGCGCCAAGUGACCUACUUACAUGUUUUAUUUGUUUGUAGGACAUCCUGUGAUUAAAAGAAAAAAAAAAUCAAAACAACAAUACGUCGCUAUCUUGAAGUCCACCUGUUAGAGUUCGGAAACCUGGAUUCGGCCAGGGCGAAGAGACUAGGAACAGUUUGAGAAUCACUGGGCUAGUCAAACAAAAUUAUGUCACAAAUGAUGUCACGCGCACGGAAACAUACCAAUGAGAAAAGUACACGUUAAGUUGUCCUUGGGCUGUAUAUUACUGCUGUUGUCGCGAUAUUUAGUGAGUCAAUGUGUGAAAACAAAAAGGCAAUGAGAUGACGAUAAUUAUAAACACUGUGUAUUUACAUAUAUUUUUUUCAACCCUGAAAAAUAAUUAGAAUUCAUGGAUUUCCCAGUCUUUCGGGUGGCAGUUGACAUAGGCUUUUUUUUUAUAGAUUUCUCAAUAAAUAUAUCAUAAUUUAAGAAUUAAUUUCUUUAUGGUAAACCAUAGAGAAGUUUUUUUUUUUUUUUUUUUAAUGAGAUGAGGCACAACCGUUCCGAAGUCAAAGUGUGCCGACCCCUGCUCUAUUUGAUAACAUUAGUUUAUUUUAUAGAUUUCUCAAUAAAUAUAUCAUAAUUUAAGAAUUAAUUUCUUUAUGGUAAACCAUAGAGAAGUUUUUUUUUUUUUUUUUUAAUGAGAUGAGGCACAACCGUUCCGAAGUCAAAGUGUGCCGACCACUGCUCUAUUUGAUAACAUUAGUUUAUUCUCUACCAGCGCCACACCAGCGUUGAAUCUCUACUGAUAAUGGCCAUACGAGUUUAAAGCUGGCAAGAGGAGAUAACACACGUUGAGAGUUCUUUUUAUUUUACCUUCAAAAUAUUUUUUUUUUACAAUGUCUCAUUUGUUUCUGGACAUAUUGAAAUCCUUACGGAGUUUAAGGACAAGCCUUUAGAGGUAUACCUUUUUUUUUUACAGACUGUCCGUUAUUUAUGGAGCGUUGGCCAACCUGCAGUCGAGGGUUUGUUCAGUCUUCAGUUUAUCUUAACAUAAAAGAAAAAAACCCAAGGGAUUUCCAUUAUGCGUAAACGGAAACGUGACGCAGUUGUGAUCGCCUGUGUACAUCGAUGGUUGUGCAAAAUAUCCAAACGUGCACCGGUUUUAUGUGGCCCACCCUGUAUAUUUAAGAGUUGGGAGAGGCCAGUUCAGGCAUAGAAAAUGUUUGUGGACCAAGAACGUCAAGGGAUCUGUAUUCGGUUCAUUCAUAAAAAAAAAAAAUAACCCCCAUAAUUGAAUAUUCCACGUAAAAUUUCCGCUAUAUUUUAAAAAGACAAACAUAAAAAAGCUUAGCUAACAGAUUUUGUACAAAUACAAACCCAGUCAAAGUUCGAUUGCUUUUGUUGGAGGAGGGCGUUUAUGGGAGAGGGUGGGGGGCUUUUAUGGGGGAGGGUGGGGGGCUUUUAUGUGGGAGGAUGGGGGGCUUUUUGUCGAUCACAUGUUUAAAAAAAAUCAAUUAAAAAAAUUAAACUUUUAGCUAAUAUAAAUAUAAAAUACACAUUAGAUCUUAGGCGGGGCUAAAAAACAACCCACAAACCAAGUGACGUAGACACAGAUCAAUGUUCUUCACGUGUCAACAUUUCUCUGUCACGGAGCUGAAGGCUUCGAAAUGAAGUCGCCGAUUCGUCACCUUCAUCUAUUUUGGGCAGUUAUUCUGUAUGAGAUGUAUUUACAGUUAAACGUUUGUUUAAGUAAAAAAAAUACGCUUGUUAAGACUCAUAUUUUUUUUUUAUAACUUGACAUCUAGGUAAAUGUAUGCUGUCGUUGCUACUACUAAAUGUGAAAAAUAUCUUCCUAAGCAUACGAGAUAUAAUUACCCGCACCAGCCGAUGUAAAAAAACACAAAUUAAUGAAGGUUCUCAUCAAUAAAAACAUUAUUUUUAACUUUUUGAUUCAAUCAUUUCAAACCCUGUCUUAUUUCCAGGAAGAGCUUCAACAUCCAUCCCCUGGAAGGUCAUUUAAGUCUGUAACUAGAACCGCUUACCUUCCAGCAACAGACGAUGGCUAUAGAGCAUUGCGUCUUUUGAGAGUUGCCUUUCACAGACGUUUGAUUUUCACAAUAGAUGUCUCACAUACAACACGAAUGGAAGGGAUUGUUUGGAACAUUCACCACAAAACAAACCGUCAUUCAUCUGAGUAAGUAACAGAACAAUAAAAGACAUCAGAAUUGCUAAGGUUGAACUAUACUGAACUAUUAAGGGCACUAAUUUCAAUAUUAAAGGAACAAUACAGUGUAUAUUGAAACGUUUCUUAUACUUAUAUUAAUAAAAUAUACUCAUUUUUGAGCAGUACCCAGAGCUGUUUUCUAAAUUAUUUAACGUCUAUUUUUUAGGAAUGGCUACCCGGAUCCAACCUAUCUAUCGCGCUUGAUGGACGAGUUAAGGCAACAUGGAGUGACAGAGGAGUCUCUGGCAGAGGAGGAGAAAAGAUUAGUUGAAAAAUUGAUGGAAAGUCUGAGCAAAAAAAAAGAAGCAGUUUGCAGAGUUUUUUAAUCAUUUGACUAAAACAAUUUCUUAAGAUUCUGAAAGACUUAAAACCAGAAUGUUUUUAACCCUAAAUUGCACGUGUGAUGUCAUAAGAUUUUCAAAUAUUUUACCAUUACUGUUUAUGUAUAGAAUAUCAAUCAAGAAAUGUAUCAGUUGUGUUGUUUUAUGUAUGACCUGUAAUGGGGAAGUGUGCCAGCCAGUAAUGUUGUUGCAUGUAUCAGAAGUAACCAAAUUUUAAUUGUGCAAUAUUUUAUUUAAUAGACCCUAUGUUAUUCACUCUUCCUAAGGCCCAUAUUAUUCAGUCUUCAAUCUAUAUACCUCUUGUUUAUUGCAUUAAAUAUUAAAUUUGAAAUUAUGUAACUUCUUGUGUACAAAUUUAAGACAUUUGGACGUAAACCAGAAAGCCUGAGAUGGCUAGAAUCUAUUGCAGAAGAAAAUGUAGAUGUCUAGAUUUCCACUAUUAUUUAAAACAUCAGACCUACGUAUUUUCCCCCACAUGUAACAAAGUAAUCGAUAUAAUUUGAAGUCAAGGCCAUUUUAUUUGGCUUUUAAGCUUAGCAACAUUUGAAGUUGUCAUUCAGAUGUUAUUUAAACAAAAAUGCUUCCAACAUUCUAUUUGUACACACUCAUAUUACUGGAUAAAACCUGAAGAGCGACUUAGGCAGUCAAAGGUGUGUCUCCCCGUAGGGCAAGGGUCACGAACCGGCGGCUUUUUGCUCAUUCUGAUGUCGCUCUUGGAUACUGCUAGUUGCUAUAUCAAAAUUUAAUACUUGGCUCUUUGAUCCUUCUCAUGUCGCUCUCGGAUACUGCUAGUUAUUAGAUUAAAAUUUAAUACUUGGCUCUUUGAUCCUUCUCAUGUCGCUCUCGGAUACUGCUAGUUAUUAGAUUAAAAUU